UGCAUGAUGCAGCAGAAAAUUGCACUUUGGGUGCAGACACCGAACUAACAUGCAUUGCUGCUCAAAGACCUUUUGUCAAGUAGCAAUUGUUUCGUAAUUCACCCACGUGAUGCAAGCACCCUGCAACCCGAGCCUAUGCGUGUUUACUCAAAGUAAGCGCCGCUGAGUUCAACGUGCACAGGGGCUGCGGUCUCGGCGCACAAGCCUUGCGGAAACCCCUUCCUCUUCAUACUACAAACCUGAGGUGCAGCAGGUGUAGGAGCCACGCUGCAUUCUCGAGCAAACUGCGUUCGUGCUUUGCCGGCGGUUAACCUCAUGGGAGUUUCCUGUGCACAUGGCGCUAUUGCAAGCCUCGCGGAAGCUGCGCCGCCCAUAGCUAAGCAAGCCUUUUGUAUACAGAAUGCAUUGUGAAAAAUAAGACAGCCUUAUAGGAUGUCUUCCCUGGUGCAUGUUCCGAUGAGAAAAGUAACCUUGCACCCUUGCCUGCGUAUAUUGGCCGCGCUUAUAGAGAGGGAACAGUACCUUCUCUAUGCGAGCCAGCGAGCCUCCAGCGCGUGCCUAGCACAGCAAGGACUGGGGGGAACCGAUCGCUUUGCGCGGCCUUAAGACUUUCUUUGGCGAACGCGACCCUUCCCGAGACCUCGCCCCCUCCUUUCUGGAUCACUUCUCCAACUUGCCCCACCUCCCUCCUCUCCUGGCCGCUGAAAGAAAAUUGGCGGCGCCCAAUGAGAAGGAGCGCCGAGACAAAAGAGGCAGGGCUAGGCUGGGUGGGAGGGGAACCUCUGGGUGCUGUUGCUGGGAGACCCCGGCCGGGUCAGUGUUGGGUCCCUCCCCGCUGUCCUGGCGUUUAUAUAUGGGGCGUGUACGGCAGUCGCGGAGUUCCAGCACUCGAGAUAGCUGCGGCCGCCGCUUUGGUUGGGCACCCGCUUCCCCAUCUCGGUUGGGAAAUUGAUUAUAUAGACUUUUUCAGCUCUCAAGCAAUCCGCCCUUUCCUAUCCAGUCGUGGCUCACCCAAAGCUUCCGAGGAAAGUGGGAUCUUUCGGUCCUUCCUGCAUUUCCGACCAUUACAGGAUCUAGAAAUGUCUACAACACUCUUAUCUGCCUUCUACGACAUCGACUUCUUGUGCAAGACCGAGAAAUCCCUGAGCAGCAUGCUGGACAAGAAGGCGGUGGGGAGCCCCGUGGGCACUUCGCCCAGCUCCAACUUCGCGCCGGGCUUCCUGCGGAGGCAUUCGACCAGCAACCUGCAGGCUCUGACUAACGGCAACGCCAAGUUCCCGGCGGGCUCGCCGUCGCCUUCGCCCUCUUCCUUCGGCGGCCUCAAGGAGCCUGGCACCGGAGGAGGCGGUGGCGGCGGCGGCGGAGGGAGCAGCAGCCCCACCACCGCCUUGCUGAACAAGGAGAACAAGUUCCGAGACCGCUCGUUCAGCGAGAAUGGCGAGCGCAGCCAACACCUCAUGCAGCAGCUCCAGCAGCAGCAAGUUGUGGUGGUGGCGGCUUCUUCGGCGGGGAAGGGCGGCGGCGGCAAUGGCAACGGCGGAGGGGGCGGCGGCGGCGGGGCUCCCAUCAACUCGACGCGCUACAAGACGGAGCUGUGCCGGCCCUUCGAGGAGAGCGGCGCCUGCAAGUACGGCGAGAAGUGCCAGUUCGCGCACGGCUUCCACGAGCUGCGCAGCCUGACGCGCCACCCCAAGUACAAGACGGAGCUGUGCCGCACCUUCCACACCAUCGGCUUCUGCCCCUACGGGCCGCGCUGCCACUUCAUCCACAACGCCGACGAGCGCCGCCCCGCGCCCGCCAACGGCAGCAGCGCCAACCCCGCGACGCCGCAGCACCAGCCGCCGCCCCACCAGACCAGCGCGCCGCCCCCAACGCACGGCGGCGGCCACCACCACCCUCUGCACCCGCCGCACGCGGGAAGCACGGGCGACCUGCGCGCCUUCGCGCCCUCCGCCCGCGACCACCCGCUGGCGGGCGGCGGCUUCGGCAUCCCCCACCCUCGAGGAGGAGGAGGAGGAGGAGACAGGCCCAAACUGCACCACAGCCUCAGCUUUUCCGGCUUCUCGGCGCACCACCACCAGCACCACCACGGAGGGGCGCCGGGCGGCUUGGAAGCGGCCGCGGCUGCGGCCGCAGCGGCAGCCUUGCUCCUGGAAAGCCCCGGCGGGUCUCGCACGCCGCCUCCACCGCGCUCCUCGGGCGGCUCCUACUGCGAGGAGCUGGUGGCCUCCCCGCCGUGCGCCAACAACGCCUUCGCCUUCUCGGCGGGCCAGGAGCUGGGCAGCCUCAUCGCGCCGCUCGCCCUCCACGCGCCGCCGCCGCCGCCUCCCCCUCCGGCCGGCUGCUUCGCCAACGCGGCCGCCACCUUCUACCGCUGCCACCAGCAGCCGGGCGGAGGCGGCGGGGCGGGAGGAGGAGGAGGAGGCGGGAACUGCUGCCCGCCGCCCGGCCCUCCGGCCUCGCCUCCUUUCACCUUCCAGCCUUUGCGCCGCCUCUCCGAGUCGCCCGUUUUCGACGCCCCGCCGAGCCCUCCGGAUUCCCUGUCCGACCGAGAGAGCUACCUGAGCGGCUCCCUCAGCUCGGGCAGCCUCAGCGGCUCGGAGUCGCCCAGCCUGGACUCUGGCAGGCGCCUGCCCAUCUUCAGCCGCCUCUCAAUCUCCGACGACUAAGGAGGCGCAAGGAGAAAGUGGGACUUUGGGGGGGGUGUAGAGGGUGGCUGUCC
This is a messenger RNA of Lacerta agilis (Sand lizard), 2722 nucleotides long. It is a transcript of the gene ZFP36L2, whose product is annotated as ZFP36 ring finger protein like 2. The transcript has 2 exons. The record is from RefSeq and is a predicted model, not a curated record. Bases 726 to 2669 code for a protein of 647 amino acids. Gene Ontology annotation, molecular function: metal ion binding; mRNA binding. NCBI's taxonomy places the organism in Eukaryota, Metazoa, Chordata, Lepidosauria, Squamata, Lacertidae.